Chaetura pelagica (chimney swift) is the source of this 1701-nucleotide messenger RNA. RefSeq names its product hepatocyte nuclear factor 4, alpha (gene HNF4A). Lineage: Eukaryota; Metazoa; Chordata; Aves; Apodiformes; Apodidae. The transcript has 10 exons. Bases 1 to 1404 code for a protein of 467 amino acids. The record is from RefSeq and is a predicted model, not a curated record. Gene Ontology annotation, biological process: cell differentiation; anatomical structure development; positive regulation of transcription by RNA polymerase II. Gene Ontology annotation, molecular function: RNA polymerase II cis-regulatory region sequence-specific DNA binding; nuclear receptor activity; zinc ion binding.
AUGAUAAUGCGCCUUUCCAAAGCCCUCAUAGACAUGGAGAUGGCAGAUUAUAGCGCAGCGCUAGACCCGGCGUACACCACUCUGGAGUUUGAGAACAUGCAGGUGCUGGCCAUGGGCAAUGACACGUCUCCAUCAGAAGCAGCCAACCUCAACAGUUCCAACAGCAUCGGGGUGAGCGCGCUCUGCGCCAUCUGCGGGGACCGCGCCACGGGGAAGCACUACGGGGCUUCCAGCUGUGAUGGCUGCAAAGGCUUCUUCAGGAGGAGUGUCCGGAAGAACCACAUGUACUCCUGCAGGUUUAACAGGCAGUGUGUGGUAGACAAAGACAAAAGGAACCAGUGCCGAUACUGCAGGCUUAAGAAGUGCUUCCGGGCAGGAAUGAAGAAGGAAGCUGUACAAAAUGAACGGGACCGAAUCAGCACCCGGAGAUCAAGUUAUGAAGACAGCAGCUUGCCCUCCAUCAAUGUCUUACUGCAGGCAGAAGUCCUGGCACAACAGAUAUCAUCCCCAGUUCCUGUGAUCAAUGGAGACAUCCGAGGGAAGAAGAUUGCCAAUAUCUCUGACGUGUGCGAGUCCAUGAAACAGCAGCUGCUGGUGCUGGUGGAGUGGGCCAAGUACAUCCCUGCCUUCUGUGAGCUGCCCCUGGAUGACCAGGUAGCACUGCUGCGAGCACAUGCAGGAGAACAUCUCUUACUGGGAGCUGCCAAGAGGUCCAUGGUGUUCAAGGAUGUCUUGCUGCUAGGAAAUGACCACAUCAUCCCACGGAACUGCCCUGAGCUGGUGGAGGUGAACCGUGUGGCCAUCCGCAUCCUGGACGAGUUGGUCCUGCCCUUCCAGGAGCUGCAGAUAGAUGACAACGAAUAUGCCUGCUUGAAAGCCAUCAUCUUCUUUGACCCAGAUGCCAAAGGACUGAGUGACCCCUCCAAGAUCAAGCGGAUGCGGUACCAGGUGCAGGUCAGCCUGGAGGACUACAUCAACGACCGGCAGUACGACUCGCGGGGCCGCUUCGGGGAGCUGCUGCUGCUGCUGCCCGUGCUGCAGAGCAUCACCUGGCAGAUGAUAGAACAGAUCCAGUUUGUCAAGCUCUUCGGCAUGGCUAAGAUUGACAACCUGCUCCAGGAGAUGCUGCUGGGAGGCUCAUCAAGUGAAACACCGCACACUCACCACCCCCUGCACCCUCACCUGAUCCAGGAGAACAACCUGGGAACAAAUGUCAUUGUGGCCAACACAAUGCCUCCUCAGAUGCACAACGGGCAGAUGUCUACUCCAGAAACUCCACAGCCAUCUCCACCUGCGGGCUCAGGAGCAGAGCAAUACAAGCUGCUGCCUGGGGCCAUUGCCACUGUGGCAAAACAGCCCACCUCCAUCCCACAACCUGCCAUCACAAAACAGGAGGUCAUCUAGCAAUCUGAAGAGCAGCUGGCCUCGUUUAAAAGACCGUGUUGGAGAAAAGCCCAAACUGACUCUGUCACUGUGAAAAGAAAAGCCAUCCAGAGGUCCUUGGGUGCAAACACACAGACUUGCUUAUUGGACUAGACCACCACUACCAAAAGCUGUCUUCCUGCUGUGGACACCUUGUCCCACGGGCAGCCCUGAGUCCCAGAACUAAGGCUGAAGCCUAACUGAAACCCUCAGUCCCUGUAAGAAGAGCCAGAUUUCCACCUUCCUUUGUAGGGAGGUUGCAGGGACUGGCUGGGGACA